Molecule: messenger RNA, 366 nt
Organism: Lycium ferocissimum
Lineage: Eukaryota; Viridiplantae; Streptophyta; Magnoliopsida; Solanales; Solanaceae
Exons: 1
Coding region: 1-366 (121 amino acids)
Source: RefSeq, a predicted model, not a curated record
AUGGCGGACAGAUCCAUCAAGAAGCCAGUUGGGGUUAUAGAUGAAAUAUUGGUACAAGUAGGUAAGUUCAUGUUUCCUGCUGAUUUAGUUAUUCUGGAUUAUGCGGUUGAUAAAGAUAUUCCCAUCAUCUUGGGAAGACCCUUCCUUGCUACGGGCAGAGCGCUUAUGGAUUAUGAAAAGAAUGAAAUCAAGUUGCUAGUGAAUGAUGAAGAAGUGACUUUCCAAGCAAGUAAGGGGAUGAAGUUGCCAAGUGCUUAUGAGAAUAUAUCGGUUAUUAAUUCAUUUGAUGGGAUUGAUGAUGAUGUCGAACACAAAAUGAAAGAAGAAAGUUUGGGAGAAGCUCUUGCUGCUACUGGUGAACUUUGA